AUGGGUGACUUCGUCGAGCGGAUGCGCGCUCUGCGCAUCGGAGAUCGAUACCAGCUCGUGCAGCUGCUGGGUGAAGGAUCAUUCGGCAAAGUCUACCUAGGACGCGACGCAGAGACUGGCGAUGAGGUCGCCAUCAAGCUGGAACAUUGCAAGAUCGACCCUUCGCUCCUCGACGAAGAGAUCCGCGUCUACCAGAGUCUCCAGUCGAAGCCGGGGUUUCCCCGGGUGUUCUGGCAUGGCUGGCAGGACAGCUUCCAGGUCAUGGUGUUUGAGCUGCUGGGACCGAACCUGGAAGACCUGUUCUGCUACUGUGGCGAGACGUUCUCCCUGAAGACGACGUUGAUGCUGGCCGACCAGUUGCUGCAUCGGUUUGAGUCGUUGCAUGCCGCCAACUACUUGCACCGCGACGUCAAGCCCGAAAACUUCUUGCUGGGAACAGGCCGUCAUGGGAACACCGUCUACAUGACCGACAUGGGGCUGGCCAUCUAUCGACCGCUGGUCACGGCACGCACAGCCCCAGGGCCACUGCACUUGCCCAUCUCAUCCGAAAGAGCACCACGCGAACCGAGCUUGAUCGGCACAUGUCGAUACGCCAGCGUCAACGCCCAUCUCGGUGUCCCGCAGUCACGACGAGAUGAUCUCGAAGCAUUGGGAUACAUGCUGAUCUACUUCGUCACCGGGUCCCUGCCCUGGCAGGGCCUCAAGACCGUGAAUCGAGCGGAGAAGUAUCGGCGCGUGCUGGAGAUGAAGCAAACCGUCAGCGUGGACGAGCUCUGCCAAGGACUGCCACCUGCUUUCGUUACAUAUAUGACCUAUGCUCGCUCCUUGAACGAAGACGAUCAGCCGGACUAUCGCUAUCUUCGGAACCUGUUUCGCCAGCUGCUCCGCCAACAACGCUUUCAGCACGACCACGUGUACGACUGGACGAUCCUGGAGUUCUAUCGACAGGACCGCGCUGAGGCACAACCUCAAGACUGA
Molecule: messenger RNA, 978 nt
Organism: Lithohypha guttulata
Lineage: Eukaryota; Fungi; Ascomycota; Eurotiomycetes; Chaetothyriales; Trichomeriaceae
Exons: 3
Coding region: 1-978 (325 amino acids)
Biological process (GO): signal transduction; peptidyl-serine phosphorylation
Cellular component (GO): nucleus; cytoplasm
Molecular function (GO): protein serine/threonine kinase activity; ATP binding
Source: RefSeq, a predicted model, not a curated record